AUGCUGCCGAGGAUACCAGAAACCGACACUGACCUGGACGGCGUGCCUGAUUGCAUUGACCAGUGCCCAAGCGAUGCAAACAAGGUCUUGAUAGGGGGCUGUGGCUGUGGCUUGCCUGAUGUGGACUCCGACAAUGAUGGCAUGCCAGAUUGCUUGGAUCGCUGUCCCAACAAUGCGAACGUGACGGCAAUUAACGCAUGCGGCUGUGAUGACACCGACACAGAUGGUGAUGGUGUGCUUGACUGUAUUGACCUGUGCUUCCAGGAUCCCCAAAAGACCACAGAAGGGAAGUGUGGCUGCAAUGUGGCCGACACGGACACUGAUGGAGACGGUGUGCCUGACUGCUAUGAUGCCUGCCCUGGUACUCCCGAUGUCGCACGUGAUGGCCUCAACCCAACCUUUGGUGGCUUUGUGACUGCUGCCGGAGGUACAUACAGCUUGUGUUGGUGUUCAGCCAGCUUUGACUGUUCCACGCCAGAUGUAUUUGUCAUUAGUGUGGGCUCCCUGACAAUCAUUGGACCUUCUCCACUGACUCAGCAUCGCACCUGUGUUGCAGGCCAGGCCUGCCAUGUCGAUAGCCUGGAAGGCACCCAUCUCAAUGCGCAGGAUCAAUUUGCCGUGCUCGCCACAUGUGGCUCGCUCACAGAGGUUGGAGGCCUUCCAAACAGUGGUUGGUUCACCUCGAAUCUCACGGUACAAGGGCUGGGCUUCCAAGAUGUUCGAAUUACCGGCCAAGGUGGGACAUAUCGUCUGUGCUGGUGUGCCCAUGAUCAGGGAUGCACGAAGCCAGCACAGUUCCGCGUCGAUCUGGGGCAGUUCCACGUCGUGGGCCCAGCGCCCUUAGAGCAGAGCUGGACUUGCAUCAAUGGCCAAACCUGCAGUUUAGAUUCCUUGACCGGUAUUGACCUGGCAGAAUACGAUCGGGUUGUAGUGAUGGAGACUUGCAUGGUAAAUCAAGUGGGCCGCUUCCCUUGGACCGUGCUGCCCUUGGCAGCAUCGGCGAGCGGGAGCUCCUAUCAGUUUGAGCCUGAGCGCCUCACGUCAGGUCAGUACCGUCUUUGCUGGUGCGCAACAGGUAUGAGCUGCAGCACUUUCGAGGAUUUCAGCAUUGAUGUGGGAGCUUUGAACCUGGUAGGGCCAUCGCCGCUGCAGCAAGAUCGAACCUGUGUCGCAGGGCAAACGUGCAACUUUGAGGGCUUUUCUGCUUUUGGAAGUUCAACUGGUGGAGCCAGUGGAAUGGGCACGAUCUGGAUUCUGAGCACCUGCGGUAGCGACGGAGAUCAAUUGGAACGACUUCCACAAGGGGGACAGGUGCAGGGCAGGAGCCCUCGACCGUCCUGGGGGUGCAGUGCAGCUGCAGGAGACAGCGAUGGGGAUGGCAACCCGGAUUUCCUGGACUUAUGCCCUGUUGAUCCCUCACAGAGCCAGCCUGGUCUUUGUGGUUGUGGUGUGCCCGACACAGACUCUGAUGCCGACGGCACUGCGGACUGUUUCGACUCGUGCCCAAGCGAUCCAUUGAAGUCAUCUCCUGGAACCUGCGGGUGUGGCACAAGCGACACGGAUUCGGACUCUGAUGGUGUGCCUGAUUGUAUGGACAGAUGCCCAUCAGAUGCAGCCAAAGCACUUCCUGGCAUUUGCGGAUGUGGAGUUGCAGACACUGAUUCUGAUGGGGAUGGCGUGCCGGACUGUGUCGAUGAUUGUCCAGGCGCCCCCGACCAGACCCCACCUGUUUGUGGAUGCACGGCUGCCACUUUGGACCUUGACGGAGAUGGGACCAACAACUGUUUCGAUGGCUGCCCUCUGGACCCGGCAAAGAUCACGCCAGGCACUUGCGGGUGUGGCUUAGCAGACACCGACUCUGAUAGCGACGGUACUCCUGAUUGCAACGACGGCUGUCCAUCAGACGCGGCCAAGACAGCUCCAGGUCAGUGCGGCUGCGGAGCUGCGGAUACCGACACUGACUCUGAUCUCACUGCAGACUGCAAUGAUCUGUGUCCAGGCGACAGCAACAAAGUGGUUCCUGGAAAAUGUGGUUGUGGGAUUUCCGAUGUCGACUCCGAUAAUGAUGGAGUGCCUGACUGUUAUGACAGGUGCCCUGGCUUGCCUGAUUAUCGCCCACCAGAGCCACUGUCGAUGUACACCUUUGGCGAAGCCCGCUUAUCCAGCGCAGGAGGGCUCUAUCGUUUGUGCUGGUGCUCGCCGGAUGCGCACUGCCAAUCUCAGGACGAUUUUGCAGUUGAUGUCGGAGGUCUAACAGUGAUUGGUCCAAGUCUGCAUCAGCAGCGCACGUGCUUGAGUGGCAGAAGGUGCCGUGUUGGUGGCAUGGAUGGUUCCCUACUAUCAGGAGGUGAUCAAGUCUUAGUGCUCGACACUUGUUCUUUAUUGUCGGAUGCAAAUAUCUCGAUGUCUCCACAGUUGGAGGCGCAGCUCAACAGGUACAACGGCUCCGAUCUGGCUGCCUUCGCUUCCACCGGCGCUCUCGAGCUGGCAGGAGGCACUUAUCGACUCUGCUGGUGUGCAGGAGGUUUCACUUGCUCUAGUCUGCCUGACUUUCAUGUUGAUUUUGGCAGCAUGCUGGUAAUUGGUCCGAGGCCUUUGCGCGAACAGCACGCUACGUGCUUCACAGGGCAAACUUGCACACUGCAGGAAAUUGCAGGCAACUACUUUGGUGAUGGUGAUGGAAUCAUGUUGCUGGAGACUUGUGGGCUUGCCGACAGCAUGGACAGCCCCAGUCUAACAGGCUUCCAGACGUUCCUGGACGUUCCGAGCAGUGUGAGUGUCUCGUUCGAGCAAGGUGCGUCAACUUUGUCAGCAGUCUCGACAAGUACCAGUUCCGCAGGUGGCAUUUAUCGCCUGUGCUGGUGCGCCAACGUGACAAUAGAGGCCACGCCUUCUGAGUGUGGUGCCGAUGUGGGUGCACUUUACCUUCUUGGGCCAAGGCCUCUUCAGCAAGAUCGCACAUGCAUAGCUGGAUCUUCAUGUGUUCUGAAUGGCAUCACAGGGAUUGGGCUCUCAAGUGGUGAUCGCCUUCUUGUGCUGAACACUUGUAAUCUGGGCCUGGGACAAAAACAUGCAGAGACGGAGUUUUUUGUUUCGGCCUCAGGUGUGUGGCAGGUUGGACUUAUGGGCUCUAUGUUUGUAAUGCCCACGGACGUCGUCGGAGCCAGUGGUGGCAGCUACAGGCUCUGUUGGUGUGCCACGCCUUGCAGCAUGCUAUCACAUUACUCCGUGGACAUGGGGCAGCUAACGGUUACGGGGCCCCUUGCGUUGAGGGAGCAGCACCGGACCUGCAUCUCAGGGCAGAUCUGCAACAUCAAUCCGAUCCAGGGGUGGUUCUUGACCACCGGAGACAGCUACAUUCUGCUCGAAACUUGCGGAGACACUGUAAUCGUCCCUGGUAUUCCAAACUCUGGACGAUUCACCAGUUCUAUCGUUUCCAUGCCAGGAGGAGUUGGCUCUGCAAGAUCAUUUGCAGGCCUUUCUCUUUCAACUCUUUCGGCUGCUGGGGGUCUGUAUCGGAUCUGUUGGUGCGCAGGUGCUACAUCCUGCGAGCAAACGUCGAGCUUUGAUGUGGAUGUGGGUCAGAUCCUGCUUGUGGGACCGCAGCCACUCAAUCAAGAUCGGACUUGUGUGUCUGGACAGCCCUGCCUGCUAGACGCGAUUGCCGGAGUUGCGCUCAGUACCGCAGAUCGGUAUCACAUUUUGGAUACAUGUGGGUCGUCACCAGGCCCGCCAAAAUUCACCGGUGCAGGGGUGGACGAGGUCAAUUCCUCACUUCGCUUAAGUGAGUCCAUCGUCUCAUGGGGGCAAUCGCCCGUGACUGCACCUGGUGGUUCGUACCGCAUUUGUUGGUGCGCAGCAGGCCAAGUCUGUAGUGCCGCUGAAGACUUUGUCAUUGACAUCGGGGGUCUGACCCUUGUUGGACCAACCCCGCUCAUCAGUGGGGCCACAUGUGUGGCGGGUCAGACAUGCGUGGUCGCAGGUAUUUCAGGCAACUUCCUGAGCGCAGCCGACGCAGGAAUGUUGUUGGACACCUGCGGGGUGCCUGCAACAACACCGGGCCUCACGGGCAUCUCAGGCAUCCCCCUCACCUCGGAUGGGACAAGCCUCCGCUUGGAAGGAAGCGGCCUGCAAGGCACCCCAGUGACCGCUCCUGGAGGUGAGUACCGCAUCUGUUGGUGUGCUGGUGGCUUCGACUGCUCGCUGGCUGAGAACUUCAUCUCGGACAUCGGACAGCUGAUGCUGAUUGGACCGAGCCCACUGGCCCAGGACCGGACGUGCCUGGCAGGCAGGGUGGCAGGAUGUGGCACCAUUUGCUUGCAACAUGCUUGA
This is a messenger RNA of Symbiodinium natans, 4332 nucleotides long. Lineage: Eukaryota; Dinophyceae; Suessiales; Symbiodiniaceae. The record is from the annotation of a GenBank genome assembly.